Messenger RNA from Galdieria sulphuraria, 2137 nucleotides. Its product is annotated as transferase, transferring glycosyl groups. The record is from RefSeq and is a predicted model, not a curated record. The transcript has 2 exons. Gene Ontology annotation, molecular function: glycosyltransferase activity. Bases 133 to 2046 code for a protein of 637 amino acids. NCBI's taxonomy places the organism in Eukaryota, Rhodophyta, Bangiophyceae, Galdieriales, Galdieriaceae.
UUUGGGCAUCAUUAUUUAUAGAGAUUUUUAGCAGUCAAUAGACCAUUGUAAGAUCAAUGCUCCACAAUUUCAUCGGAUCGGCUUUGAAUUCAAAAUGAUCGAUUAUUGAGGGCCAUUCUCACUUGUUGUGCAAUGAACCGCGCAAAUAGCCAUUGCCGUGAAGGCGAUGUUCUUAUAUCUAGCGGUGGAAAUGAUUUGUCUCCUAUUGACACUUUAAGAAGGCGGAAGACCCCAACUACUCUACAAGUGAAUAGGCCCACCUGGAAACUACGCAACUUCUAUCUUUCUCUUUCUUCUAAAAGACGAGCAAGAAGUAUAUUUUUGAUUUUUAUCCUCUUACUAAUUGCGUACACAUUAUUGCUACUAAAGAAUGCAAACUUGAAAGCAGACUUAAGGUCAAAGGAUUCUUCAUAUGCUACACCUAAGGAGCCUUGGUCUUUUGACGGUGCUAAGACUUGGUUUUCCGAAACUGCUUCAUUACAGAAGAGACGUUCCCUUUCAACAGAACUGCAAAAGUCUUCGAAUACUAAACAACCAGGAUAUGAAUUUGCUGGCAAUACUGAAGAAACCAAAGAACCUCCAGUUCCGUUUAUCCAGCUGUGGAAACACGUCCACCAUGACAUUACUAUUUGUCGAAUAUUCGGAGUUUGUGUAAGCUCUAAUCGCCUCCAUCUCUUUCUCAAUAGUAGCAAUAUGAAAAAACAGCUUGAAUAUUGUGGUUUAAAACAACAGUACUAUGACAGUAGUGGAUAUGAAGAAUGGCAGAAAGUGGUUUCAAUUGCCAACUAUCUACGUCAUAUUGACAGAGAUUUGGUUGCUUACAUCCCCUUGAGGACACAUAUGCCUCACUUUAUAGAAGAUAUCACACCAUUCAUUGCUUUCAAAGAUAUUUUAGAAGGGCAGAGAACAACUCUGCAUGAGAUGCCCUUCCACAAGAAAUAUUCAUCAGAAGGCAACUUCCCAAUGGUUGAUUGGCAAAAAAGCAACUAUGGCAUCAAUCCUUUCUUUUUGUUCGAUAAUUCUGGUUUUCAUCGUUUCAAUGGAAGUUGGACACAAGACUUUCUUGCUUUACUCCUUGGAAAGGUUGACUUGUCGUCUUUUGUUGAAAGCAUUAAUAUCAACGCUAGCAUGAAAUGCUUCAGAAGCGUAGUAACAGGCAAAGGCUCAGAUGUAAAAUAUCUUUUGAAUAGCGAAAAUUCCUUCUUUAAAGUGAACAAUUUGAGAAAGGAGGCUAGAACGGCUUCGUACUGGUGCGAGAAACCAAUUCAAGUGACAAUAUUGUCACGAAAAACAAACAAUGCCAGGACUCUGGUAGGAGCGGAUAAUUUUGCAGAGAAUAUUCGUAAACUUCAAGUCACGAAGGAAUCCACACAAGACAAGAAGACUUGUCACAUGACAUUCCACUGUCAAAUCGUUUACUUUGAAGAAAUGACAUUUUUGGAACAAGUUUCGAUAAUGCAGAAGACAGACAUUCUCAUUGCAGUACAUGGGGCUGGAAAUACAAAUAUCGUGUUUCUUCCAGAGAAUUCGGUUCUCAUUGAAAUUUAUCCUUUUGCUUACAAGGCUAAUAUUUUUGAAGAAUUAGCCAGAAAAUAUCUUCUUAGAUACGACUUUUUAAUAGCAGAGCCAGAUACUAAAUCAUUCAAACAAUGCUUGCAAAAAAUCACACGUUCGCAUCCGGAAUUUGAAGUGAAGGCGAAAAGGUUAACAAGUCAAUGGGAUGCUGCUGUCACAAAGUUUAGAGAGGGAGAUCAUUCUCAUCGCCUCAAGAUGGAGAAUCCUAAAGUGAGUGAUCUCGUACCUUCAAGCAGAGUUUGUGCGAGAAAUCAAUCGCUGAACAUACCUUGGAGGGAUCUGUGUAAUGUAAUACAGAAACAAGUUAUUCAAAAUUCAAUUGACAAUCGUGACGAUAAAAGCUCAGAAUGCUACAAAGAGACGGUCAUCUUAGCAGUUGAUAUAGACUUUAAGGAUCUCAUAUCCUAUUUUGUAAGAGUAUAUGCCACAAAGGCUUCUCUGAUUCCUACAGGUGCCUUACACUGUCUGUAAUCACUUGUAUAGUUAGAGUUGUAAGCAAGAGAAUACAUUAAUAGGAAAUGUAACUUUGCAUCAAUUUAAUAGUAAACUAUGUUAUCAAUAU